Molecule: messenger RNA, 1327 nt
Organism: Plectropomus leopardus (leopard coralgrouper)
Lineage: Eukaryota; Metazoa; Chordata; Actinopteri; Perciformes; Serranidae
Gene: casp7
Product: caspase 7, apoptosis-related cysteine peptidase
Biological process (GO): proteolysis; execution phase of apoptosis; apoptotic process
Cellular component (GO): cytoplasm
Molecular function (GO): cysteine-type endopeptidase activity
Source: RefSeq, a predicted model, not a curated record
UCAAACGUGCAAUCCUUUCGUUUUCUGGAGUUGUCAGAGGAAUAGAAACUUGGCCGAAAACUUUGGAGAAGGAAAACAAAAACAUCUCGCAGUCAACUUGUGUGCAAUAGCAUAGCUGGCAUAGCACAACACACGAAUGAGAGUAUGGCUGCUGGAGAACCUGCUGGACAAACUGAUCUUGGAGCUGAAGUUGAGGAAGAGAAUCUGACAAGAGAUGAAACAGACGCAAAACCUGACCGCAGAGGAAGAUUUCUGCUGUUUGGUAAGAAGAAUAAGGAUGGCCAGACGCGGGAGCAGGACUACUCUUCUGAAAGCCAUUACAGAAUUGUUUCACCAACAUUCCAGUAUAAGAUGAGCCACCAGCGAGUGGGCAAGUGCAUCAUCAUCAACAACAAAAACUUUGAUGAAAAGACAGGGAUGAAUGUACGCAAUGGCACGGACCGAGACGCAGGCGAGCUGUUCAAGUGCUUCAAGAGCCUGGGCUUCGAUGUCUACAUCUACAACGAUCAGACAUGUGAGAAGAUGGAGCGUCUUCUCAGAGAGGCCUCGGAGGAAGACCAUAGUGACAGCUCGUGUUUCGCCUGUAUCCUGCUAAGCCAUGGUGAGGAGGGCAUGAUCUACGGAACAGACGGAGCCAUGCCCAUCAAGUCCAUGACCUCAUUGUUCAGAGGGGACAUGUGCAAAAGCUUAGUCGGAAAGCCCAAACUCUUCUUCAUUCAGGCUUGCCGGGGUUCCGAAUUUGAUGACGGUAUUCAGACAGAUUCGGGUCCGCCAAACGAUACCCUGGAGACAGAUGCUAAUCCAAGACAUAAGAUCCCUGUAGAGGCAGAUUUCCUCUUUGCCUACUCCACUGUGCCAGGGUAUUACUCAUGGAGGAACCCUGGGCGUGGCUCCUGGUUUGUCCAGGCGCUCUGCAACGUCCUCAACGAGUUUGGCAAGCAGCUGGAGAUCAUGCAGAUCUUGACACGGGUCAACUACAUGGUGGCCACCAGCUUUGAGUCCUGGUCUGAAGACCCUCGCUUCAGUGAGAAGAAGCAGAUUCCCUGCGUGGUCUCUAUGCUGACGAAAGAACUGUAUUUUAACUGACCACCAGCCUAAAUGACCGUACCGAACGACACAACUGACUGACUGACUGACUGACUGACUCUACAGACUGUUUCAGGUACCGACUAAGCGGUCAAAGCAUUCAGGGAUGAUUCAGGCCCAGCAGGACACUGCACAUUUGGAGCACAUAAAACAUUUUGCAUGUGUAGUUGGGCCCGAAAAAAACAAGCACUCCGUGAGAAAAAAAUAUUUACAGUGGCACUCCGCGUUCAUGUGUUGAUGG